Aspergillus sclerotioniger CBS 115572 is the source of this 1830-nucleotide messenger RNA. RefSeq names its product HET domain-containing protein. The record is from RefSeq and is a predicted model, not a curated record. The coding region runs from base 1 to 1830 and encodes 609 amino acids. The transcript has a single exon. Lineage: Eukaryota; Fungi; Ascomycota; Eurotiomycetes; Eurotiales; Aspergillaceae.
AUGACUUUUCGCUACAACACAUUGAACCCGGAAGACUAUGAGAUUCGAUUACUCUGCAUCCACCCUUCUCGAAACCCAAAAAACCCCGUGCAGUGCUCCCUCAAAACCGUGUCACUCAAGAAGCGCCCAAAAUUUGAGGCUCUCUCGUACGUCUGGGGAACCAAUCAUGCCACAGACAGGAUUCUUCUCGAAGGCAAUGUGUUCUGCGUAACCCCAAACCUCGCAAAAGCCUUGUACCACCUUCGCACCGCCUGGUGGAAGCGCAUGAUAUGGGUCGACUAUAUCUGCAUCAAUCAAUCUGAUACCGAGGAAAAGAACACUCAAGUCCCCCUGAUGGGUUUGAUAUACGCUAGAGCUGAUCGCGUUGUUUCUUGGCUCGGGGAAGCCACCCCCGAGAUCGAACUCGCGGUUACACGGGGGGAGCGAUACCUCGACAGAAAAAUGAGCACGGGAGCUUUAUACUGGUGGUGGCUCAGUGCCAGGGGUCUGUUCGCUGCCAGGACCACAGUAGAGAAGCAGAUCGCCCAAACUUAUGCUAUUAAAGGCGUGUUCCAGAUUACCAUGAUGCCUUAUUGGUUUCGGACCUGGACAUAUCAAGAAUUUCUGCUGGCAAAGCAUGAGCCAAUUUUUGUCUGCGGUCAUUUGGCGGUCAAAGCAUCGACAAUCCUAAAGAGUCUCUAUAUUGAAAGUAGGGGCAACUUGGAACGUAAGGCAUUAGAUGACAUGAACUUGCCUCGAGGUCUAUACGACAGUGCUUUGCAGGCCAUAACAGACUUGAGUGAAUUUCCCGACUUUGCGCCCAUAUACAACGUCACCCGGAUACUAGACACUUUGCGCCCACAGAUACAGAAUGAUGUGGUUUCCUUGCUAACCCACCUCCACGUGACAAUCCAACGCCAGUGCGAGAAUCCCAAGGACAGGAUCUAUGGGUUAUAUGGUCUUUGCCCUGGUAUCCGGAAGGUUUAUUCACCGGAUUACAACAAAACAUUAGAACAGAUUAUGCUAGAAACUACAAUGUGGAUCAUGGAUAAUGAAGACGGAGUGAUCGUUUUCGCUCUACUUCCUUUCCCUGUGCAUAACACAGUCAGGGGCUCACUCCCAACCUGGGUACCAGAUUAUCAGGGAGGUUUCUCUCAGUUCUUUUGGGCUUAUGCCUACAUCUUCCUCACUCACAACGAGGAGGAAACAACGUAUAACGAGCACCAUGCGUCUUAUAUUGAAAAAGAUGUGUUAACAUUGCAUCUCUGGGCCUAUCGUGCAGAUAUACGCAAGGUUGUAGUCCAAUUCGGGCCGGACCCGUGCAAGACUGCAACGCAGAUUAUGGAAGUCCUUGGGAAUACGGAGGACUUGUGGAGUGAACAGUGGAGCCCUCCGAUGAUGCAGGAAACGCUUUCUAAUACAUUCAAGAUAUUCUACCGCAGAGUCAACAGCUACUCGACAAAGGAGAUACUUGAAGGAGUACAAAGAAUAGCGCAUACUGAUCACUCAGUUGAGAGGGAGCGAGCCCUAAAUGACUUGGAAGACUCGACCAACUCCGACGUCGCCAGACUCCUAGAGCUCCUUGACGGUAACCGACUUUUAAUUGUAUCCAAUACACAUGGCUGUGCAUUCGGAUUGAGUCCUGGUGUUGGCGAGGCUAAGGACAUCCUUGUUGUACCGCACGAGUCGUUUCACCCGCUUAUACUCCGAGGCGACUCCAUUGCAGAUGGAGACAAUGGCCAAGUGUAUUAUAAAGUGGUUGGCCAGGUCAUAGCUGGAGACCGGGACAGGCCAACUCCUUUCAGUGAUGGAGUAAAACAGCAGCCUUUGGAGGAAUUUCUUGUGAUUUGA